Spirodela intermedia is the source of this 6115-nucleotide messenger RNA. Lineage: Eukaryota; Viridiplantae; Streptophyta; Magnoliopsida; Alismatales; Araceae. The record is from the annotation of a GenBank genome assembly.
AUGGAAGAGGGCAGGGGUGUUGGGGUUGGGAGCUCUGGCGAUUCGGAUUCUGCCUCUUCCUCCAUAACCGUCCAGGUGAAGUUCGGCGGCCGGACGAUCCCCCUCUCUGUUUCCCCCAAUUCGUCCGUGAGGGAGCUCAAAUCGCUGCUCCAACCUCUCACCAAUGUCCUCCCUCGCGGCCAGAAGCUCAUCUGUAAAGGUACUCCCCCUUUCUCUGUUGAUUAAUUUUGUCGAGCUAAAGUGUAUUCUGAAUCCUUGCCGAGCCACGAGGUAUUCCAUCCUUCGGAAAAAAAUAGGGGGGGGGGGGGCCUGCGGCGCGGGGGCGGACAGAAGAAAUGAAUAUUCAGUCGAUGGUCCGAAGAAGAACGAAAUGAAUGAAUUCAUCUUUAUAUUGUCUUCUGAGUUUCCAACUGUCGUUGUUCGAGAACAUUUUAGUUUUCUAGUCCUUGGCUUCGGAAAUGUCACCGUCGAUAUGGUUCUCAAGCAUCCUGAAUCAACUUCUAGUUUCGGAACUAAACUAGGAGUUUAGGAAGCAUCAAGUGAAAGACAAAAAGGUUAAAAAAUGGCGCACCAAUGAACUCUUGGUUAGAGUUGUCGCGCUUGGUUUAUACUCUCGUCUUUCAGUUUUCAUGGUGUCCUAUUUUGACAGGUUAUAUUGUUCCAUUCCUUGCAUAUUACCAUAAUUGCUUAGAGGGGAUGACAGAGAACUUUAUGCUUUUUCAUCCUUUUCUAAUUGAUCGCAUGCAUGGAAAUGUCACUAACAGCUUUUAGGGUGACGCUUUUCUACAUUAUCAUAUCCCUUGUAUCUCGCCGAACUUAAUGAAUUUCGUACAUCAGUUAUGACUAGAUAUUUUCCAUAGGCAAAGUUCUUGCUGACCCGGCGACAUUGAAGUCAUCACAAAUCUCUGAUGGAUCAAAAGUGAUGCUAGUUGCUUCUCAUGGUGUACAUCAAGGGGUAAUCUACCGACUAGUCUAAUUUGUGUCGUGCAUGUAUACAGAAAUCUUAUCGACUUGCAGAUGAAUGCCUUUUUGGAUUUGAUGAUAAUAAUAAUAAAUUUAAAGUAUAAUAGGAAGGGUCAAAACUUGUAAACUGUUAUUGCAUAUCAUCUAUCCAUUCUUCAUCAGUCAUGUAUUAGUAAAUGCCACAACAUUUUCUUAUGCUACCUAGUAAGCAGCUAGAAGGUUGGAAAGGAGGCAGGCUAGGCUCAAUAUUGUUGAAGGAUACUUCGAAAUGUGAGGAACUAUUUAGAUAUUCUCCUAUCCUCUGUACGAUUAGUUCAAAUAUAGGACUGACAUUCUACAGUUAUGUACCUGGUAAGAUCAAAGUGCAUCAAAGGUCAAGAAUAUGCAGCUAUGAGGCUGGCGCUUUGUGUUGUGCUGGGUACCUGAAGGUAGGUAGAGCGGUUGCGUUGGUUGGGUGGUCUUUUAAAUAGGUGUUUGAGACUGGGCGGUGUAAAAUAUCAUGUAGGUGUCAUCUUUUUGGAUAGUCACUUGUGCUUAUCAGAAGUCAAAUAUCUCAACAGAAUCGUGAUCACCAAUCUACAAUCGAUUAGCUUUGCCUUUUCAAGUUUUCUAUAAGCAUUUUUCUAUUCAUAUGGUGCAAUAGACCAUGUUUGAAGCUUCUGUGCUCAUCUCGGGCAGUCAUCUCGCUGACUCAAAAUAGUUAGAAUCUCAUGCAUUAUUUAAAGAAUAAUUUCUUAAAUGUGAGUUUAUUGUUUUCCUUGGUAGGAUGGUCCCAUUACCAAUCACACCUCGGCAAACUUGAGAAAGAAUGUCAAUGUGAGCCGUACUCAUGGCCAACAGGCCAGCGUGGCCAUUGAGAAGAGCCGCUUAGAACGCUGGAGGUUGACUGGUAUUGUUGCUUUAUCAGAUUUCCAAUUGAAGGUAAUUUUUAAUGCAAAAAAACUAUUCAGCUAAAUCAUCACCUGGUUACUACUGCAUAGGCCUUUUCACAUGGAAGUUUCUCGUUUCCUUUUUCUUACAUUAGCCCACGUGAUUUGUAGGCGUUGUCUUCUUUUGUUUUUUUCAAGGCACCGGCAUGUGUGCUAGACAAUGGAAAAGAGAUUAUAUACUGGGUCUUUUGAAAAAGGAAAAAGACUCCAGGCCGUUACAUUUCCAUGUAGUGAUUAGGAUUUGUCAUCAAAUUUCUAUGAGUUACCCUGAAGCACUUCUUCUUAACCAGUAAUCGCGCCACAAAUUUAGGAUUUUGGCACAUGUCAAAUUCCUGAAUAUUGUGUGUGGAACUGUAUUCCUCCGUGAAUCCAAUAGGAAAUUCAAAAAUUUGGAAAUUAUUUGUCACAACUAAGAACAUACUGAAUGGAAUGGGAGAUUGACUGGAAAUCCUUGGGAAUUCAUGUGUAUGCCUACUAAAAGCUAACUAGUUUAUAAUGCAUGCAGAAGACCCUACCUGUUGUUGUUAGGGAGGAGGAUGAUCUGACGGAAAUGGGAGACAAGUGUAGUUCAGGGUGUCGUCAUGAGGAGUUUCAAAGUUCAGAUGUCAGUAUCUUUUAUUUGGUUUCUGAUUUGCAUAUGAAGGCCACCUGUCUCCUGGGUCUGCUGGGUUUUCGGAAUGUGGAAUUAUCGAUUCCAUGUAGACAAUGUUUCUGCUUUAUUGAGAUUUAGGCAACACCUACAGCAAUAUCCUUGCCCCCUUGCAGAUUUGAAAGUCUAAGAAAUGCCCCCUCGCCUUGCAGGAAUUGAAUGGUGGGAGCUGCUUUCCCCAUUCAUUCUUUGGGAUAUUUGUGCAAAGUAGUGGAACGUUCCACAGAAAGGUCCUUCAAGCCAACACUGGAAGGCUAACCGUUUUGAUGUUGAUUAGGCAAUGUGAUGAAUGCCAAGGGUGAUUAGGAUUCAAUUUUUUUGGUAGGUUCUGACCUCUCUUACAAUUACAGCCAAGCAAAUCGGAGGAGAAGUCGACACUUUUUAAUUCUAUCACCGGCUAGAAAAUAGCAACAUAAAUUAACUAAUUUAUUUCAUAAUGGUAGUUUCAUUUUACGUCUUUUUUGUCAAUACCGCGUUUUCAAAAUAUCACGAAUUUCUAUUGUCCAAGACUGCCAGUUUUCUACAGUGUUGAUUGAGUCGCCGCUGUAGUUCUUUCUCUCUGUCAUUGUUCUAACAUUAUGUGAUUUUGGUGGACAUACCUCUUUCUGUCUUUCUUGUCUAUUUGACUUCUCACUAGCUUAUCUUAUUUACAAGUAUUUAACUGCACGUUUGGCGCCAAAUUUGUUGUCAUUUAUUGACUUUGAGUUCAAUUGCUCUUUCUAUAAGGUCAUACCUGAGGAGGUCUGGGCUUGUGGGCUCCAAGCUAGAUUAUUGGAUCUCAGCAAUAACUUCAUUGCAGAAAUACCAGCGAAAAUCGGCACAUUAGCAUCAAUAAGUGUCAGUCGCUUGUUUUCUAGCUAUUUCUGUUCACUGCUUUUGAUAAAGAGUUUACGUCUGAAUAGACAUUUUAUACAUUUUUCAUAUAUAUAUUUUAUAAAGGUUUGAUAAGUUCUUCUUUAAUUUUGCAGAAGUUGUUUCUGAAUGCUAAUAAUUUAUCUGACAACAGUAUUAAUUGGGAAGGUAUAUCAUAUCUGAAGUCUUUGGCGAUUCUCAAUCUUAGUCAAAAUCAGUAAGUGUUUUUAUGAUUUUAGUUUCUUCUGUUUAUCUUCUGCAUGAUGUUUCAUGAAGAAUAAAUGUAUUAAUCGUGUGUGCUUAUGGAUGCUUACCUGAACUACUAUAUAUCUAACUAUAUCUCACUGAAUGUGUCUUCGUUUUCUUCUCACUUUGUGGUUGGGGGGUGGGGGGAUAGAGGACGCGGAUCAUUGCCAGCUCAUGAGCUGCUUUAAAUUUAAUCUAAUGUUCCGGUUGUUGCCUGUGUAUCCUUAAGACUUUUCUAGGCUUAACUAGACUAUGAUGAGAUACCAUGUCUUUGUGUCUUCUGCACCAAGAAGAGUAAUUGGCCUUCCUUCAUCGGUGCACAUUCAGGCCCAGGCCUGGACCAUUUUAGGCCUAUACCAUCUCCAAUUAUACGUAAUAAUUCAAUUAUUGUGAUUCAUAGCAAGUGAAUCACAAUAAUUGGAAAGAGUAUUUUGCCUCGUGCAGUUUGAGCACUCUGUAAACUCUCUCUUGGAAAGUCUUGAUGCGCAUAUACUUUUUGUAUUCGAUGUCCUCUCACUAAUUUGCAUCCCAAUGAUUUAUGCAGUUUGACCGCUCUGCCCUCUGCCCUUUGUACGUUGACUUCGCUUACACAAGUUGAUGUCGCAAACAACAGGCUGACAGGGCUCCCUGAUGACAUUGGAAAUCUAAACCAACUUCAAGUUCUGAAAACGGGGAACAACAGGUAGACGCUUGAUUUAACGGUCACUAUUUCACCGGCUUCUUAAAAAAAAAAAACUCUUGCUUUCCACAAAAAAAAUUAAAAAUGCUUAUGCCAGGGGAAGAAUUUUACAUCCUUGGUCUUCUGGAAUCUCCCAACCUCGAUCCCUGUUCCGUGGUUAGGGUUUUUGUCAUUACCAGGGACACGAAUUUCUGUCCAAGUUUAAAUAUCUAAAGCAUACAAAAUAGUUUUUUUAUUAUUUUAUUUCCUGGAUUGUGCUAGAACUUGAGAGAUCUGCCUGUUUACCCUAGCUCUAAAAUACAUCUGAGUAUUAUUCUAUCAGUUAUCUGUCUGACUUCUUUGUCUAUCUUGUCAAUGAAGUUUACCUCUGUCCAUGCUGGAAUGCAACACAAAGGGCCAUUCAAUUUUUUUCUUAUAAAAAAAAUGAUGUUUAUUCUUUCUACUGGCAGGAUACGUUCCAUUCCUUCGACCAUUGGGAAUUGUUCGUCACUUAUAGAGGUAACAAACAGAUGUGUUCCGUCUGCUUAAACCAGUUCUAUUAUAUGAUAUUUAAACCAGUAAUAAGCAAUGAAGAUUGAGCCCGUUGACUGCUCAUAUGUUUUUCGUGGACUUUGGUGUAGGUCGACCUGUCCUCCAAUCUCUUGGAUUGCUUACCCGAAGCGUUUGGGUUAUUAACAAACCUGAAGGUUGGAUCUUCUCAGAUUUCCUGAUCUCCCGCCCACACCACCCCCCCCAAUCCAGAUGAUUUAUUGUGUGUAUACUAUGCACCAGAGUUCUUGGCUUUUUCAUCUGGAUAAGCAUAUUUGUAGUCAGAAUUCUACAAGCCGAAUAUCAAAAUUCUCAGACCAUUAAAUUCUUGGUAUUUGUAGCAUCAUCCUCUCAUGAAAAAAGAAAACCCUUGCUUUUGAAUCAAAAUUACUUUAGGUUGGAGACCAAAGCGGUCGAGUACUGAAUUCUUGAUCUGUUCAUAUCAUUCUUUCAUGGAAAAGUAAACCAGACGGUGGUCCUUGCUUUGAGAUUUCAGUCGGGGAACAGAAAUUCUCAGAAAUCUUCAAUCAUUGAUCCGGUCGUUAUAUGUUUCUCAUAAAAAAAAAAAAAUGCAGACCAACGAUUAUUUUUCAUGAAAAAUUCUCAAAAUCUUCAAUCAUUGAUCCAGUAAAUAUAUGUUUCUCAUCAAAAAAAAAAAUCUGCAGUCAAACGAUCAUUUUUCAUGAAAAAUUCUCAAAAUCUUCAAUCCUUAAUCCGUUCAACAUAUGUCUGCCAGGAAGUUUGUCUGACGAUCUCACCAACUAGCUCGCUUCUUCAUUCUUCUUUUUCUGCAGAUAAUCGAUUAUUUCUUUCUUUUUUUCCCGACAAAUUGCAGUUUAUUUUCCACUAGAAAAUUAAUAUUGAUUUCUGUUUCCAUGUUUCAGUGCCUGCAGCUAAGAAACAACGGCCUCCAUUCCCUCCCCGCAACGUUAUUGAAGAUGUGCACUCAGCUCUCAACGCUUGAUCUCCACGGAACCCAGAUCACAAACGAUGUACUCCGUCAGGUGCUUUCUUUUCUCCCCUCUUCCCCCGCUCGUCCAGAAUAAAUAAAUAAAUAAAUAAAUAAAUAAAAUGGUUCUUGAUCAUCAUCAUCAUCUGAUUUCUUGAGCCAUAACUCAUGCUGUCAUCAUCGUCCGCUGGGUCUGGCAGUUGGAGGGCUGGGAGGCUUUCGACGAGCGCCGCCGCCUGAAGCACCAGAAGCAGCUCGACUUCCGCCUCGGAGCCCCCCAGGGAUUCGACGAGGGCGCGGACAAGAAUAACGGGCCCUAA